Molecule: messenger RNA, 698 nt
Organism: Actinia tenebrosa (Australian red waratah sea anemone)
Lineage: Eukaryota; Metazoa; Cnidaria; Anthozoa; Actiniaria; Actiniidae
Product: cysteine-rich protein 1
Source: RefSeq, a predicted model, not a curated record
UGCUUUGAAGCAGCCGGUAGCCAUCUUGAAGCGGAAAGUACAAUCACGAUUCGAAUCCUUCAAUAACUCCUUAUUCCUUUAUUCCUUGGUUACCAGAUCAACAUGCCAAAGUGUCCAAGAUGCCAAAAAGAAGUUUAUUUUGCUGAGAAAGUUUCUUCUCUUGGUAAAGAUUGGCAUCGUCCGUGCCUCCGAUGUGAAAAGUGUAAUAAAACAUUGUCUUCUGGAGGUCAUGCAGAGCAUGAUGGCAAGCCAUACUGCAACAUUCCAUGCUACAGUGCUUUGUUUGGACCCAAGGGUUUUGGCCAUGGCGGCACUGAAUCACAUGCAUAUCAACCCAAAGCCAAGAUGCCUAAAUGCCCAAAUUGCAACAAAGAGGUCUACUUUGCUGAAAAGGUGACCUCCUUGGGAAAGGACUGGCACCGACCAUGCCUGAAAUGCGAGAAAUGCAAGAAGACAUUGUCUGCUGGAAGUCAUGCUGAGAAAAAUGGAAAGCCAUACUGCCACAAACCAUGCUAUGCAGCUCUCUUUGGCCCUGGAGGAUUUGGUCAUGGUGGAACAGAAUCUCACAAAUACUGAUCCAUUUCUUCUAUAACCCUGAUCUCCAAGUGACUGCAUGGAUUGAUAUCAUUUAUUGUGAUAAUUAUGUAAAAAAACUGAGAUAGCUUACAAAAUGACUAUUAAAAUGCAUUCUACUUAGA